This is a messenger RNA of Closterium sp. Naga37s-1, 2139 nucleotides long. The record is from the annotation of a GenBank genome assembly. Lineage: Eukaryota; Viridiplantae; Streptophyta; Zygnematophyceae; Desmidiales; Closteriaceae.
CUAGCGCGCCUUGUCCGGCACACCCCGACCGUCCUUCCAUCUCGUCUGUGCCAAUGCCUCUGGCCCCAACCAACCACCCUUUACUCUCUCACUCUGCCACUCACUGCCCAUCUGCUCACGCGCACUCUAUGUGUCCAUGUGCCUUUCCUCGCUACCCUGCCGCCGUGCCACACCAUCACCAUGCCCCCAGCAUGGCAGUUCGUGCAACUGUACCUGGACACACAGCUGUACGUGGGCAGCAUGCAGGACACACAGCUGUACGUGGGCAGCAUGCAGGACACACAGCUGUACGUGGGCAGCAUGCAGGACACACAGCUGUACGUGGGCAGCAUGCAGGACACACAGCUGUACGUGGGCAGCAUGCAGGACACACAGCUGUACGUGGGCAGCAUGCAGGACACACAGCUGUACGUGGGCGACCCACUCAGGCUGUUGUGCUCGCCCGCUCUGCCUUCACUGCCACCGCCACCUCAUUCUUACCCUGCCCUGCCAUGCCAGGUGAUUCUUUUGCCACCAUCCACGUCACGUCACCAUCCACGUCGCCUUGUGCUCCCAGCACCCCCUCAACCGCCUUGUUGCACAUGGGCAGUGAACAAUGUAGCCCCCUUUCCCCGCCCCAUCCUCGCCUCUCCAGCCUCACCUGCUCUCAAUGUACGCCCACUGCCUCACCUGCACUCAAUGUACGCCCACUGCCUCACCUGCACUCAAUGUACGCCCACUGCCUCACCUGCACUCAAUGUACGCCCACUGCCUCUGCAUGCUGCCUGCUGCCAUGGGCUUUGCCUUGCGACGCCAGGAGACAGUGUGCGGGGCACGGCAGCAGGCAGCAUGCAUGUGAUGCGACACCCACCGAGGCCGCAGGUGCGCUUCUCAGCGUCCUCAUCUAUUGCUCUGCCGCUACAGUGGGCGCGCUACAGUGGGUGCGCUACAGUGGGCGCGCUACAGUGGGCGCGCUACAGUGGGCGCGCUACAGACAGCCCACGCCAUAAGCCACCGUCAUCUGCUGUGUAUCUGACAGAGCUCGUGAAGGACGAGCUGCUUCAUCAUACCCACACCCUCGCGCCCUGCGCCGCACACAUCUUGCCGUCUGUCAAAUGCACGCCAAGGGCGCACCCCAUGCCAAGGUGCGCCCUACCAUGCCAAGGUGCGCCCUACCAUGCCAAGGUGCGCCCUACCAUGCCAAGGUGCGCCCUACCAUGCCAAGGUGCGCCCUACCAUGCCAAGGUGCGCCCUACCAUGCCAAGGUGCGCCCUACCAUGCCAAGGUGCGCCCUACCAUGCCAAGGUGCGCCCUACCAUGCCAAGGUGCGCCCUACCAUGCCAAGGUGCGCCCUACCAUGCCAAGGUGCGCCCUACCAUGCCAAGGUGCGCCCUACCAUGCCAAGGUGCGCCCUACCAUGCCAAGGUGCGCCCUACCAUGCCAAGGUGCGCCCUACCAUGCCAAGGUGCGCCCUACCAUGCCAAGGUGCGCCCUACCAUGCCAAGGUGCGCCCUACCAUGCCAAGGUGCGCCCUACCAUGCCAAGGUGCGCCCUACCAUGCCAAGGUGCGCCCUACCAUGCCAAGGUGCGCCCUACCAUGCCAAGGUGCGCCCUACCAUGCCAAGGUGCGCCCUACCAUGCCAAGGUGCGCCCUACCAUGCCAAGGUGCGCCCUACCAUGCCAAGGUGCGCCCUACCAUGCCAAGGUGCGCCCUACCAUGCCAAGGUGCGCCCUACCAUGCCAAGGUGCGCCCUACCAUGCCAAGGUGCGCCCUACCAUGCCAAGAUGAGGACAGUGAGCACAGCCAUGCUGCCCACCGCAGUAGCAGCAGUGAUGCAACAGGUGGCCGCACCGGUGGGAGGGGGUGAUGGAGAUGCGGCAAGGGGCGAGGGUGAGAAGGUGGAAGAUUUGCCUCAGAUGGAUGCUGCAAAGGAGGACGAGGGGGGAGGGGGUGGUGCAGGCAGCGUGGGCCAGGGCAAUGUGGGAAUCAGACGGGCGAGGAGACUGCUGGGAAUGGGAGGCGGUGCUGUGGAGGGACUUGAAGGGGGUGUGUUGCGCUUGUGGAGCGAGCAGCAGCAAGGGGGGACGAGGAGUGAGUGGGGGGCAGGCGAGUGGUGGAGGUGGCAUGGGGGGGUACGAUGCGCAGGGAGGUGCAUGUGA